Megalops cyprinoides (Indo-Pacific tarpon) is the source of this 1414-nucleotide messenger RNA. Its product is annotated as polycomb group RING finger protein 3. The transcript has 10 exons. Lineage: Eukaryota; Metazoa; Chordata; Actinopteri; Elopiformes; Megalopidae. Gene Ontology annotation, biological process: regulation of transcription by RNA polymerase II. The coding region runs from base 198 to 950 and encodes 250 amino acids. The record is from RefSeq and is a predicted model, not a curated record. Gene Ontology annotation, cellular component: PRC1 complex.
UCUGUUUCGGGAUCGCCCGGACAUUUUCGCCUCUUUGUUUUACUGAAAGUGGAUUUAACUCGGAUUCAACCCAAUAUCCAACGGACUGCUCAGCUUGCAAACAGCCUGAACAUGCCCCUUUCAUGAUGCAGAGCUAACGUCCCACACGCCGUACCUGUCAGAAGAAAGGUGGCAGCCAUUUCGCCCACAGGAAACACAUGGCGGCACUAGGAAACCCCGACAUGCUGACCAGGAAGAUCAAGCUCUGGGACAUCAACGCCCACAUCACCUGUCGCCUGUGCGAGGGCUACCUGAUCGACGCCACCACGGUCACCGAGUGCCUGCACACCUUCUGCAGGAGCUGCCUGGUGAAGUACCUGGAGGAGAACAACACCUGUCCCACCUGUCGGAUCGUCAUCCACCAGAGCCACCCGCUGCAGUACAUCGGUCAUGACCGAACAAUGCAAGAUAUUGUCUACAAAUUGGUGCCUGGGCUUCAAGAAGCGGAAAUGAAAAAGCAGAGGGACUUCUAUCAGAAGCUGGGGAUGGAGGUGCCGGGAGACAUCAAAGGAGAGCUGUGCAGCAUGAAGGUGCACCUGGACUCUCAGCGCAACGGUGAUGUGAAGUCAGAGGACACAGCCAAUAAGGACACAGCUGAAGAGAAGCAGGAGGAAGACAAUGACUACCACCGCAGUGAUGAGCAGGUGAGCAUCUGUUUGGAGUGCAACAGCAGCAAGCUCCGCGGGCUCAAGCGUAAAUGGAUCCGCUGCUCGGCGCAGGCCACCGUCCUGCACCUCAAGAAGUUCAUCGCCAAAAAGCUCAACCUGACGUCGUUUAACGAGCUGGACAUUUUAUGCAAUGAAGAAAUCCUGGGGAAGGACCACACUUUGAAAUUUGUAGUUGUGACAAGAUGGAGAUUUAAGAAGUCCCCUCUUCUCUUGCAUUACAGACCUAAGAUGGAUCUGCUGUAGUCGGACUGAGAGGUUGGCCUGGAACGUAUUAUUUAUGCAGAGACGAUCAACCCAGCAUGGAGAGCACCAAAAAAUACAAAGAAGACAAAAAAAAAAAAACAACAAACAAACAAACAAAAAAAACACAAACCAGCAAACCAUGACCAGGAAGUGUCUCUGUAACUGGCGGGCUGUGAAAACCAGCCUUUUUUUUGUCCGCUGCAUCCUAAACAUGUGAAAAAAAAUGAUAGCAUAUAUUUAUACUUUUGUACAGAAGAGAGACGAGGACCCAAGACUCUACAGGUGCUCUGCUUACGCGAGAACAAGGUGUUGAGGAAUCACACGACGUUACUUCGUUUACUGCAACACCUACAUGGCGUUUCUUUUCCCUAUUCUCGCGCGGUCGUCUGCAUAGACAGCGCUAAUUUUGGGGUGGAGGUUUUUAACAACACAUUUUCUUUCAGGUUUCACUUACAGAGUCUUGG